AUGUCGAGGCAACCAAAUGUCUCGUCUCAAGACAGUGAAGCACAGGAAUAUCUUGAACUCGCUGCGUUCAAGGGUAAAUUCGAUGUCGCGGAAUUCAUCGCGUCUGCAUCUGAGAAGCUUAUUACGGACUCGAAGGCCUCUAAUGGACCAUUUAACCCAAAACCAUUCAUUCGGUCGUUUGAGGCAGCUGUAGACAAGCUCAUUGCUGUUCGCAAAGAUGUUCAAUCAAAGACUGAACAGAUGGAGAAGAGUGUACGGGUCGCAGAACGUGAAUAUUCGAAGAAGAUGGUAGAGCUAACGAAGGGCUUCGAAACGGUAGGAAAUUCGUUUUCAGGCAUGGAAAGUCGUAUGAAUGAAGUCAGUAGCAUUGCUGUCCGCAUUGGUGAUCAACUGGAAACUGUUCACAUAGAGCGGCAGAGAGCUCAAGCCGCCUAUGACUUGAUCGAUUUCUACAACCAGUUCAGCAAAGGCGACACAAGUCGACUUGAUGCCCUUCGUAAAGAAGGCCGAGCUGGGAGACGGCAGGUUGCUGUCGUGCUGAGGCGGUUAAAUACAGUCGCCAAAGAAGUGGAUCUUCCUAAUGCCGAAAAGACGAGAGGAAAUAUCGAGAAAUAUUGCGAAAAGUUUGAAAAAGAAAUGCUAAACCUUUUCGACCGAUGCUAUCGCAAGGGUGAUCCAAAGAUGAUGCAUCACUGUGCUCAAACCCUUCUCGAAUUUAAUGGCGGUGCAUCUUGUGUCCAAGUUUAUGUCAACCAACACGAUUUCUUUAUCAACAAUGUCCGCGAAGAACCGGCCCCUGUGGAUAAUAUUUUAUGGAAUGCCAUCCCUGAUCCAAAUGCCAGUCCUCCGAAAACUGAACUUGGGUUGACCGAUUUAUUUGUGGAAAUUCGAGCAACGGUAGAUACGGAAGCACAGAUUGUGAAGGCUGUCUUUCCAAAUCCGCCCAUCGUCAUGCAGGUAUUCUUGCAAAGAGUGUUCGCUCAAUCUAUUCAACAACACAUGGAACAACUGCUUCACAAGGGUUCAGACAUUUCAGAUCUAGCCUAUCUGCGUAUCUUACAGUUGGUCCACUUCCAAGCAUCUGCGCUGGUUGAGGACUUGAAAGCACAUGAAUUACCCCAUACAUCUCCGCGAACACCAUACGAGGCUACGGAGUUUCGGCGCUCCUUGGCAGGAUCUGCUCCGGUCACUGGCGCCGCACCGUCUGCGACGAUUAGUGCGAUGCUAGAGACUGCCAUGGAGGAAUUAUUCGUUCCUUACACGGAGGGCCAGCGAUACAUGGAGAGGGAAAACAAGAGCCUCGUCUCAUUGUACAUGAAUCUUCUUGCCAACUUCACUCGAUAUCACAAAUCAACCAAGGCCAAAUCGUCCAUGUUCGAUCGUAUGGUGAAUCAAAUUAGUGCUGCAACAACAACGUCCUCGGGCGGGGGCUCUGGUACUCCUUCCGCCCAAGCUGCCUCUGCCCUGAUGAGGUUUGGAGUAAUCAGCUCAGACCGAAGUUCCGACAGAAAUAGUGAAGAGCCCGUUCGAGAGGAAGACGGUGUAUUGACUGUCGACAUCGCUGAGAAGAUGAUGAAGUGGCAUGCAGAAGCCAUAGGUCGCUGUGUUGAACUAAGUCCUUCAAAUGAUGUGCCCAAAAACACAUUUACUCUGCUCCGUGUUCUUGCUGAAGCUCUUGGGGUGUCAUACGUCGAUGCUGCUGUAGAGACAGCGCUGUCUCGUUUGGAUGUUGCUGAUACCAAGUCGGAGCCAAACUUGCAACCUUUGUCGCUCAUCCGCUCUAUCGACCUUAUUUGCCACCUUUGGCAACAAUAUAUCAACACCGCUCUCCUGCCACUUGCAAGCUCUUCUGUCACCAUUCGCCGUGAGAUGGUGGUGUUCAACAACCAAGUGAUCAAUAGAAUGGAGACAGGAGCCAAUAGCCUACUGCAGCGCAUUACUGACGCCAUCAUUAACUGGCUAGCGCUUCAAUUGACGAAGCAGAAACGCAAUGACUUCAAGCCACGCAACGACGACCUAUCAUUCGCCCGCGUGAACACCGAACCUUGUGUUACCUGUUGCGAGAGCCUGGAGAAAGUCAGAGACGCCGCAAAUCAGAAUUUAAGCGGCAAGAAUCUGGAAGUAUUCCUGACCGAAAUCGGCGUCGCUUUCCAUAGUCUACUCUUGGAACAUCUUCGUAAAUUCCCAGUCAGCGCAACUGGAGGACUGAUGCUUGCCAAGGACUUGAAAUCGUAUCAAGAUACCAUCACCAGCUUCGGUAUUCCCGCUCUGCAUGAGCGCUUUGAGUUUAUCCGUCAGCUCGGAAAUGUCUUCCUUGUCAGGCCUGAGAUUCUCAAGUCCUACAUCACCGAGAACUAUCUAGGUCGCAUCGAUUCAUCACUACUGAAGCCAUACCUGUCUCUGCGGAGUGAUUGGGGACAAUUCGAGAAAGGCUUUAACGACGUCGAGGCAGUCCCAGACGAGGUUGCGGCCGGUCCUGGCCUAAAGGAUCGUUUCGCCCGUCUGAGCAUCAUGAUGAAGGAGCUGGAAGGGUUGAAGCCAGAAGGUAUCUCCAUGGGCAUGCCUACGAUCCCUGCCAGUCUAACAGGCACGUUCUCGAGACCGUUUGGAAACUAA
This is a messenger RNA of Cyclocybe aegerita, 2616 nucleotides long. Lineage: Eukaryota; Fungi; Basidiomycota; Agaricomycetes; Agaricales; Hemipholiotaceae. The record is from the annotation of a GenBank genome assembly.